This is a messenger RNA of Falco peregrinus (peregrine falcon), 9608 nucleotides long. RefSeq names its product C2 domain containing 3 centriole elongation regulator (gene C2CD3). The transcript is spliced from 33 exons. Bases 78 to 7085 code for a protein of 2335 amino acids. NCBI's taxonomy places the organism in Eukaryota, Metazoa, Chordata, Aves, Falconiformes, Falconidae. The record is from RefSeq and is a predicted model, not a curated record. Gene Ontology annotation, cellular component: centriolar satellite; centriole. Gene Ontology annotation, biological process: centriole elongation; cilium assembly.
GGCGCCCUGUGGGGGCGCGUCCCGCUCCCGCCGAGGCGGCGGUUGCCGGGCGGCGGCGCGGCCUGAGGCGAGGCGGGAUGCGGCAGAAGAAGCCGAGGGCGCUCGCCCUGCCGGCGGGAGGGUCCCGGCGGAGGGGCGGUGGGCCGCUCCCAGGUACCGGCGACGUCCCCGCUUCCACCAGCCUGCCGCCGCUCGUGGAGGGCCCGCUGCGAUGCUUCCUCCGCUGCACCGUCUCCCGAGUCCUGUGGACGGCGCCCAGGCCGCUCGCCGCCGCCCUCGUCCGCCUGCGGUGGUGGGGGGAGACCUCCGACGGCACCGUCUUCCAGCCCGCCUGGCGGCCGGGCCAGCCGGCGGAGGGAGCCACCGCCCGCUACGCCGUGCGCUGCGGGCCCAGGCAGCUCGCUGCCUACCUGACAGAUAUGGGUGUGCUUGUCCUGGAGGUAAUGAGCAAACGUGACCAUCUUCCUAUUGGCAGAGUGGAAAUCACCAGAUUGUCCCAACUGUCUCCCAGCCAUCCAAUCAAUGGUUUUUUUACAAUAGUUUCACCAACAUCUGAUAAACUAGGAGAGCUGCAGGUCUCACUGGUUUUAGAACCUCUGCCAGAGCUGUAUGACACCAGCAGCUCUAUCCCAACCACAGAUGCGAGUUUAGAUACCGCUCCUGCUCAGGGAAGCAGCAAGCCCCAGUUUCCUGCUCCAUCACAGCAGUCCAGGCAAACACGGGUGACUAUUGCUGACCAAGAGUCUGUUAAUGAUAGCAGAGCCACAGCUCCCAGAGGAGAGGACCGUUUGGUCUUUCAAGAGAACUGUGAAAACAUGAAGGAUGCUUUUUCUACUUCUCAUCACCGUCUGAUUUUACCAGAUGAACGUUUGCAAGUGAAUCCUUCAAAUCAGCAAGUGUCGUUUCUCACCAGCACUGAUCCUGAAGCGCUGGAUAGGACGAACACGCGGGUGCUUUCUUUGCAUAACCCAGCUACAAAAGACUUGCUUUCAGCUCUUUUGGAUCAAGGCAAUAAACUCCGUGAUGCCAUGGUGGUUUCUGCAAUGAAGUCUAGUCCGGACAUGGAGAUUGAACUGAAUAAAGUGCCUUCUUCUAUAGAGAGAGACAAUCUCAAAGCACCAGCAAAGAGCCCAAAAGGCUUGAACACAUAUUUUGUGCCAGCUCCUGAAGAUCCCCAUCUCUUUGCAUCUGAAGUUUCAGGUCAGCAAUUUGACCUUAACUCUGAAGAGAGAGCAAUACAGUUACUGUUGGGCAGUGCUGAUUUAUCUCCUGUGCAUUUCUGGGAUCGGACAGGUUCCCUUUUGGAUUCUCUUUCUUUUGGGAGUGAGGUGUAUGACAGUGAACUCAAUGAUCCCCAUUACGACCAGAGUCUUCUGGAGAGUCUUUUUUACACCCUUCCUAAAUCUGAUUCCAGUUUAAGUGAUUUCCUCACUGAUGAUGAUGUUAACUCCUCCAAAAAAGUAACCAAAACAGAAACUGUUAAGAAGGCUGAUCCAGUGAAUCCACAGGAUUCUAAUGCGUUUGAUCAGGAUCAGAAGGCGACGAGGAUUAAACCCCGCUGCUCUCCUACUAGACUACUUGCUCCUGCAGAAGGUCACACAGAAGAAGCUCAUGUCACAUCCUUGAGUGCAGACAGGUUGGCAUUACUGGAGCGAAUACACCUAGCCAGAGUCAUCAUUGAAAGCUUGAAAAUCCCUCCUGAGACCAUCCAGAUCACACCAAGAAAGAAAGGUUUAAUGGGGAAGCCUCCAAGGCCUGCCUCAGUUAAUAAGUGUACCUUCUUUGUUGAGUACCACUUUCCUGUGGGAGCCUCCAAGGAUGAAAAAGGACAGGUCUCCAUAACAACAGAAGUAACUCGAAUAGCUUCAAGUAAAAUCACAGGUGAUGUGGUGAAAUUUCAGCAGCGGUUUGUGUUCCCUGUCCGUUUUAGUGGAACAAUGAUAGAGCACUGGUGGAGCUCUGACCUCGCUUUUAAAAUCUACAUGAGAAAAAGCACACAGAAAAAGCCAGUGGCCAUUGGCUCAGCAGCGCUUCAGUUACGCAAGGUUAUUCAGUCUGAGUUGCUCACUGUCAGCUGCGAGAUACCUGUGGGAAAAGAGGGAGAUCAGACACAAGUUGGACCGCUAAAGGUAUCCUUAGAGCUUGCAGGCGACAACAAAGACUUCACCCGCACCGCUGCCAGGUCAGCUGUGGCUCUGCAGCGAGUCCCAGUUCAAGCUGUAAGAAGUCCCCGGCUGGAAUUCCAGGAGCCCAACAGGAAGGACGUAAAUGCAGAAAGCCCUCACUGCUUGAAUCUUCACAACUACAAGGAGGCACAGAAGACAGGAGCAGCCAGUGUGAAUAUCGUGCAGCCACCGCGGGCUGUACCAACCCCUGUAGCCCGUAACCUGAUGACGCAAAUAACGGCAUCUGAAGAAGAUGGGUUAUUACUGCAUGUGCUGUUGAUGGUGCCUGAUGGAAAGGAUUUUGUUGCUGAAGACAGUGGGCUCCACAGUUCUUGUAACGUGUAUUUAAACUGCAAGCUGCUCAGCACUGAGGAGGCGACACGAUCUGCUGUCAUAUGGGGCACAACACAGCCUGCCUUUAAUUUUUCUCAGGUGAUGCCUUUUUCAUUGACUUCCAAACACCUGGAGCGGCUGAAGAACAAUGUCAUGAUUAUUGAAGCAUGGAACAAGAUGGGAAGCCCUGGCUGUGACAGAUUGCUAGGAUUAGUUAAACUUCCUUUGCAUCAGUUUUACAUCUCAUUCAAAGAUCCAAAGAUUUCCCGCCUGCUUCUUCAGGCUCAAUAUCCAGUGGUUGCUGUGGACAGCUAUAUGCCUGUGAUAGAUGUUUUUACUGGCAGUAGAAGUGGAAGCCUGAGGGUCAUUCUGGCGAUGGGGUCAGCUGAUCAAAUAGUGGCACUGCAAAGGCUAAAAAAUGAAGAAGGAAUGGUGCCUCCUGUCACACAGCGUCCUUCCCACUCGCUGGACCCUCCUCCUACAAAGCCUGUAACGCAGUUAGACCAAGAAGGGGAAGAACUGGUGGAGCACGUUUUUGAGAUUUGUGUGGAGAGUGUGAAAGGACUCACUCCCUUACAGUCCACCGUCUGGGGAGAGGCUGACUGCUACGUACAGUACUGUUUCCCAGUUCAAGAGGCUGGUUGCGGUGCACUGCAAGGAACUGAAUUGCAUGAGGAUGGCAUCAGAUUAAAACCAUUUCGCACAGCAACCACUCUGUGUGUCCCCGAUCCCGUCUUUAAUGAUGAGCAUCAUCAUUCUUUGUUGGUUCCUGCUGAUGUCCCAGUCCAGAGGCUCCUGGUCAGUGCAUAUAUGGCACCAGGAGAGGCUGGAGGAGGAAUCCAGUUUGAAGUCUGGUGCAGGUAUUAUUACCCAAAUGUCAGAGACCAGGUGGUUGCCAAAGGGACGUUGCCCUUGUCACGGCUGUGUGCCAUGGCGACUAUGCAGCAUCGUGAAGAAAUAGGGAUUCAGACUUUUAACCUUCCCUUGGUCCCCCGGACUGAUGGCUCAGGGGAAUUUCAGCUGCGGGCUUCAGGCUUGCUUGAUGUGAGUGUGAGAUACCAACGGUCUGUGAAACCAGCAGCAGGAAUAAUGGCUCAAGCUGUUUCUCUUUUGGUACACAUACACAGAGCAUCUGGUUUGCAAGCAGCAGCUAGAGCUGUGGGACAGAAGAACCCUUCGGUCCAGUACUGCGCAGGUGUGGGAGUUAAUGUUUAUGUCUCUGUGAACCUCUCCUUCCUACCUGAGGCAGAGAGACGCAGCACACGAGCUGUGGCUUGUACUUUCUGCCCCGAGUUCGAGCAUCAUGUAGAGUUUCCUUGUAACCUCAUCAUUCAGAAAAGUAGUGGAGAAGCCUCUAGUCUGGGGGAACUCUUGCAGUCUGCCAGUAUCGUCUUCUCUGUCUACCAUCGGAGCACCAGGUCAGCUGCUGACAAAUUGGCAGCUCGGACAUCAAGAGACUGUCUUCUUGGGACAGUCACAAUUCCAACCAGAGACCUGCUGAGAAGAAGAUCAGGUAUUUCAGGCUGGUACCCAGUUACCCUAUCUGAAGAUUUAAUGCCUUCACACUGCACAAACAUCAUGCAGACCAUUGUGGGAGGGCUGGAACUUUCUGUUACCUUUGCUCAUCAGGAUGACCGAGAGCGUGUUUUGGAGGCGGCUAAGCUUUUAGGAUGGAACGGUGAGGAGACCCAUGAAGACAGUGUGGAUGACAGCGACGAAUGGGAGCAGAGUGACAGUCCAGUGACUGUGACCAUCUCAACCCCGAGAGUAUGGCUGCCAGUCCACUGUGUGCUGCUUGCAGGCCAGACGCACCUACAUGAAAGCACUUACUGCUACCUCAGGUAUAAGCUAUAUAAUCAGGAAGCCACGUGGACUUUGCUUAGGAGGCCAAAAUUGAGUGGCGACGCAAAGGGUGUUACGGUGAACUUUAAGAAACCAAACAAGGUGACUCUCAGAAGGAGCCAAGGACUGCUUUGGUUCUUCAGAGAGGAGAAAUUAGAAAUCCAGGUGUGGUGGACAUACGGUAAAGAAAAUGAUGUGGGAAGACCACUUGAUACAGAUCGCCUUAUUGGAUCUGCCUACGUUGACCUUGCAGCAUUAGCAGAGAAGUCAAGGACAACACUAAGUGUUAGCGGGGUUUAUCCAUUGUUCAGAUGCAAUGCUGCAAACCUAGCAGGAGCUGCUGUACGGGUUCACAUCGUCCUUUCUUCCACUUCUGCUGCUCUGUCCAGCAGACUUCACUGUGCUGAGGAAUACAGCAACAGUGAAGAUGAAGGUGCAGAGAACACCCCUGAUCUGAGCCAACAAGUCUUUGAAAAUCAGAGUCAGAAAGUGGAUAUCAUAAGUUCAGAAUUCACCAAUGGCAAACCACAAGAGGACAACAUGGUAUUUCUGGAAAAUACGGUUGCUGUCAAUAUCCUUGUGGAAAGAGCAAUGCAUCUAAGUUUAAAAGGGAGUCCUUUGACAGAACGUGAAGUAACGGCACCCAGUAGCUAUGUAUCGUUUGCUGUUGCUGGUGUAGAUGCUCCAAUAACCACUUCGGUAAUAGAAAAUACAGACUCACCGGUCUGGGACUUUCAGCAACAAGCGAGAUUAUCCAAAGAGCUUCUGCUGGAUCCACAGCAAACCUUGGUCUUCAAAGUGUGGCACAAAGCAGAGACUGAGCGGGUGAUAGGAUUUGCAUCAGUGGACCUUUCUCCUCUUCUUUCUGGCUUCCAGCUCGUGUGUGGGUGGUACAAUAUUACGGACUUCAGUGGACAGUGCCGAGGGCAGAUCAAAGUAGCAGUUUCUCCUCUUCAAAACGUAAAUUAUCUUAAAGGAGAAAGGCAGGCAAGGAUCCGGGCCCAGCCACCAAGUCCCUCAGUGAAGGCUGGCUUUUCAGAGUUUCCCAGUAAUGCUACAAGCUUUUCCAAGCUGAUGUCGAAUACCUUGUCAAAGGAAGUCAGCAUUCCUACUCAAGAGCUGCCUCUUUCAAGCAGAAUUAGUCCCCCUGGAACACACACGCCUCGUCACGAAGAGCAUAUGCAGAAUGUGCGCAGAUUUCACGAAUCCUUACAGCAAGCAGAAGGGAACGCACAUCGAGCAGCAAAGACGGACUCAUUGGCACUGUCAUCACGUACUUCUCUUCUUACUGCUCUCAGAAAAAACUUGAGUGAGCUGGAUGAGGUUCAAAGAUACUUCAGUCAGAAGCUGACCAAGUCUUUUCCUGACUUCAGUUGCGGUAACACAUCCAAACCAAGUCCUGAGGAGUGGGAGAGUGAUCAUCAGGGCUUGAUGAGCGGAGAAGUGGAUCCCGACGAAUGCCAUCUUUUGGAAAAAUCGAGUCAGUUGGUGUCUCAGGUCAGCAGCCUACUCAAUGACUUACAGACUAUAACUAAAAAUAGUACAGAGUCUUCUAACGUGCAUCAAGAUGGCAGCAGAAAGCUGGGGUCUACACGUGCACCCCCCCAGAAGGAUGAAGCAGCCAGACCUGAAGUACGCCAAGGCCAAGCUGAGCUGGCCUCCCGCAGCGUUUGCAGUGAUACGCAGCGGCCGGGCCCUCUUGGGAGAUCCGUGUUUGAGAGAAACAUGUUACAUGAACUCCUAGACCAAGCUGUCCCUGGAGAUGAGCAUCAUUCGCCAGUGGACGAUAUCCAGGAAGAUGAAGGUGCUUUUGCUGUACAGCCACACAGUGAAGAAGAAUAUGAAGAAGAUGUUAUAGAACCCCGAACUCUUAAUGAAGUAACAACUGUAACGGACAAAACUAGUCCCUGGUCCAGCGUGCUGUCUGAGGCAGAGCAGGGUGCUGCCCAGCAGCCCGUGGACUUGAGGCCUGAAGAUCAGCACUCCAGGGAUAUGGAUUGGUUCCAAAGAGGAAACAGCAGACGGAGCAGCACCUUGUCCAGCAUGCUACAAGGUGACAACCAAAGCAUGGCCACCCCCCUUAGCCCAUGCGUUAGCCUUCUCACAGAUGAGGGCAGUCCUUGGCCAGUAACAGAAGGCUUUCAGAGCUGGAAAAGUGGCACAGAAACAACUGGGAAGGAGCUGUUUCAGCCUGCUCAUUUGUCAGAAGUGCAUCAAACAGCCAGUGGCCCUCUAGAAAAUGGAAAUUGUGAUUGGGAUCAAGCAUUUAACACUAAAUGUAUAGAGCAAAAUGUGGAGGUUCAUAGAGGCUCCGGAGAGGUGCUGGCAUUUCCAGGAGACGUCGGUUUGAGCAAUCCAAAAACCACAGAAGAAAAGGAGGAGGAAGACGGUGAGGUUGUAAAUGAGGAUCGUCAAGACGAGGAAGAAACUGGUUCUGAUGAGAUCUGUGUUAAGAGUGUAUCAGCCCAAGCGGGCUCGGAAGGACACAGUGAAAGCUUUUCUGAUGACAGUAGCGAAGACCCACCAGAAGAGUCAGAAAAGUCUGUCAAACCGAAAAUGGUUUUAUCUGAUCCUGUUGCUAUUCCCAACUUCUUCCUUUCACCCCAGCAGAUGGAAGCCUCCAUGAGACUGCUCAGUGUUUCUUCUCAUCCUUCCACAGCUCUGAAACUCUUGAAACUUGUUUGUGAUGAAAAUAGAGACCCGUAUCAGAGGGGUCUUGGGCACAGUAUGCUUCAAGGAUCCUAAGAUUCGUCUUGAUUCUAACACUGACUGCAGUGCGUCUUAGUGCUGGUGAAGCAUACUUUUCAUGCCGUGUCUGAAUAUUGUGGAUGAAAGCAGAAGCGGAAUCUCAGAUGUGUUUCUCCUUUGGAAUCUGCUUCAAAUUCUCUCUGUUCGUCUCUGUCCACUGAUGAUAUCCCCUUCCUCUCUUGUCUUGUGGUCGUGCCCCCAUUUCUGAGGUUUGCUUUCUCUGCAGGGUUAGCUCCGGUUCUUCCUGUGUCUUUCUGUGCAUCUGCAAAUCAUCGCUCAGGCCUACGGUUUAAUAGUAUUACCAGCUUUACUUGAAUUCCCUCUCUCUCUGCACUGCUAAGCUUAGUGGCUGGAAACACACUCCUGAAAGUGAUUAAUAAUUAGGGAGAAUACUAGCAAGGCACUGUUUGGAUAUAGCUGACCUUAAACCAGUUUAAUUCCUGGAUGAACUCCAGCUAAUCCUUCGCUGUAGCACUUGUAGGGGUCUGUCAAGACAGAACUCAGUUGUGCCUUGUGUUGUGCAUCCAGCAUCAGACACCCUAUAUGAAGAACAAGUUUUUCGCUUAUGCUGAUGGUAAAAUAGAGUUCAGGAAAACUGCUUUCUCAUAGUUUUGUUCUUAAUUAGCCUCAAGAACACCAGUUUCUAAAUCUGGGUUUGCUUGGUUUCUGCACAGUCGAGCAGACGCGAGUAUGACAGCAAGGCUGAAACCGGAGCUGUUCUCGCCCGAAGAUCAGCAGUCCCCUCUGGCUCACGUGGCAGCUGGCAAACUUCUCUCCUGGCCUCCCUAAUGUUCCUGCCACCUCUCCCUCUCUUGUCUGACUCCCUGCACAAAACGAUGAAGGAACGAUGAGAAGGGGAAGCAGGCGGUCCUGUCAAAGGAGCUGGCAGCGUUUUGAGACAAGAAGGUUUUCUUGGCUCAUGCUGCGAGGACACGGGGAGCUGAGAAGGUGCUGCAGCAGUUCAGGCCUCAGCCUGGAUACUGUAGUCACCUUUCAGGGACCUGAGUUUUGCAGAGCCUCACAAAAUCUAAAAAAUUUUGACCUUUUUUCUCCAUUGCAUCAGCCUCAGGCUUCCAGUUUUUGAGGUCCUUCCCAGCUCUCCUCGUCCACGCUGGUCACCAGCUGUCCUGUGUGACCAGCAGCCCUGGUUCGAUUUCUGCUGCUGUUCAGGUUCAGCCAGCGGCUUUGCACUUUUCUCAGUCCUUUUUCAGGCAGUUCCCGAUACAACAUACAGAAAAUUAUCCGAGUUCAUGGCUAAACUUCACAGCAUCCAGCACGGCAUCAUGUUUACUGUAAAGCUACAGCUAUUUCUUGAAUGAGUCAGAGCCGUUGUUAGGUGGCCCAGAUUACCAUCCAAACCUUGUUUCUGCCCGUUGCCCCUGGCCUUCCUUCUCCUCCCUCUUUGCCUUUACUGCGUUCGUGUGUUCCGUAUUCUUUUAUAUACUGUUGCUGAUUUUUCAGAGCAAAAAUUUAAUCUCUCCAGGUAUGAUGUUUGACACAGAAAGCACUGCAGCAUUGAUUCUGGUUAGGGUUUGGGGCAAUUGCGUGCUAAGAGUGAAACCAUUUAAAUGUGAUUCCAGUGAGGUGCUGGCUGGUAAACCCAUCCCAAGGCUUGCUGCCUUUCAGAGUUGGCCCAGGCUGCUGGUGAUGGAGCUGGGGUUUUUGGGUGCAGGAGGAAGUAUUUAAAGAAUCGGAGAGUUAAUAAACGUCAUUAAAAUAUCCUGAUUUUUUUUCCCCCCCUCACUUCUAUGAAUAUUCCGAAAGCAUAAGAAACUUAUAUGGAAACCACUUUUACUCACAAUAAUUAAUAUUUGUAUAUGCAUAGUUUUACCUUCAGUGUAAAUUAGAAAUAACACUUCUAUAGCACAGGCAAAUUCAUAAUAACAGGCUUUUAUCUGUUCUGAAAACACAGAUGGCUAGCAACAGUGCUAACAUCCUUUCUGGGUGCUAAUGUUUCUUCUUGGUGUACUCCCGUUUCAGUCACAGCCACUAAAGCUCUCCUUUUUCCUUGCUCAGCUUACCCAGAGAACAGAGCUAAGGCUUUUACUGCCUACAUUUGUCCUCCUAACCUGCUGAACAGAAAUGACGACAUUCUCUUCCGUUUUCACCAUCAGAAAAAGAAGAAAACGUGGCUGCAUUCUCCAUGUCUGUUUCAGAGUUGGUGGCUGUGGUCCCAGAUUUGAUAUAAACCUUUUCCUGUCCAGAAAGCAGAAGUAGGUGAAAGGUCACUCCGGGGGUAGGUUGUAGCCUCUUAACACAGAUCUGUCUUCCCUCCUUCAUCACUGUGCACAAACAAAACGAGCCAGUAUCCUUGCUGAGCCACAGGGCUGAAACGGUCUCCACCUCAGUUACCGGAAUUCUUUGACCUUGAAAUAAGCCAUCGCCCCAAGACCUAUAAAAUGCUAAUAAACCUGUUUGCUGUGCUCCAGUCCCUGGCACACGCCAAUUAGAUAAUCCAUGGCUGGUUUAAGUGUCCUGCUCUAUCACUGCCAUUUCUAAAAAAAGAAAAGUGAAGCAUGA